AUGGUGAUGUUAAAAAAGGGGGAUCACUUCUGGAUUGACUCCAGUAUUGGGGUCCCUAUUGGAGGGUAUGUGAAGGUCUCAGCCAGUGGACAGUGUUGCCUGAUUGAUGAUGAAGGGAAGGAGUGCAAUAUCCCGGAGGGGGAGAAGGCCAGUCUGAAGCUUAUGCACCCCACCUCAGUGGAGGGUGUGGAUGACAUGAUCCGACUGGGGGACCUCAGUGAAGCCGGUUUACUCAGAAACCUGCUGGUGCGCCACAAACAGGGCAGUAUAUAUACCUAUAUUGGCUCUGUCCUGGUGGCCAUGAAUCCCUAUCAGAUGCUGCCCAUCUACACGGCGGAGCAGGUGGACCUGUAUCACGGGCGUAAGCUGGGCGAGCUCCCACCGCACAUCUUUGCUAUCGCUGACAGUUGUUACUACAACAUGCGCCGCAACAAACGCAACCAGUGCUGCAUUAUCAGUGGAGAAUCUGGUGCAGGGAAGACAGAAAGCACUAAACUGAUUCUUCAGUUCCUGGCUGCUGUGAGCGGGCAGCACUCCUGGAUAGAGCAGCAGAUCAUCCAGGCCAACCCUGUCCUGGAGGCCUUUGGGAACGCCAAAACCAUUCGGAAUGAUAACUCCAGCCGCUUUGGGAAAUAUGUGGAGGUCUUCUUCAAUAAAGAAGGCGAUAUAGAGGGAGCUCACAUGGAGCAGUACCUGCUGGAGAAGUCUCGUGUCUGUCAUCAGGCACCUCAGGAAAGGAACUACCACAUUUUUUAUUGUAUGUUAUCUGGGAUGCAAAGUGACCAUAAGAAGACUCUCUCUCUUGGUGAUGCAUCACAGUUCAAGUACCUGACUGAGGGUGAUUGUUUGACUUGUGAUGGUCGGGACGAUAAUGAUGAGUUCGGACGGAUUCAUUCUGCUCUAAAGAUCCUCACUUUCUCAGACAGGGACUGCUGGGAAAUCUUCAAAUUACUCGCUACCAUUCUCCACAUGGGCAAUAUUGACUUUCAGAGCACUAUAAUGAAUAACAUGGACAGCUGUGACGUCAUGUCCUCCAAUAAUUUCUCUGUCACUGCCAAGUUGCUGGAGGUGGAUGAUGCUGUUCUCGAAAAGAGUCUUACCCAUCGCUCCUUCAUGACAAACAGAGAGAUAGUCAUGAAACCCCUCAGCUCAGAGCAGGCCACAGACACCAGAGAUGCUUUUGCCAAGGCCAUGUACGGAAGGCUGUUUGUUUGGAUUUUCACAAAAAUAAACAGCGCCAUUCACAAACCCCAGACGGAUGAGCCAAAUUACACGCGCAAGUCCACUGGUCUGCUUGACAUUUUUGGCUUUGAGAAUUUCCCUCAGAACAGUUUUGAGCAGCUGUGCAUUAAUUAUGCCAAUGAGCACCUGCAGCAGUUCUUUGUGGGGCACAUCUUCAAGCUGGAGCAGGAUGAGUACAGUAAAGAAGAAAUCUCAUGGAAGCGCAUUGCUUUCAGUGACAACCAGAAAACCCUUGACCUGCUGGCUGUUAAACCUCUCAACAUACUGGCUCUGAUUGAUGAGGAGAGCACCUUUCCUAAGGGAACAGAUGCCACAAUGUUAAACAAAAUGAACAAAGAACAUAACGGAAACAAACUGUACAUGUCAUCCAAGAGCAACCAUGGCAUGCAAUUUGGGGUUAAGCACUUUGCUGGGACGGUUUAUUAUGACUGUGAAGGAUUUUUGGAGAAGAACAGAGACUCCCUGAGCGUGGACAUCAUGGAGCUGGUUCAGAAAUCUUCCAACAAGUUGCUCAAACAGAUCUUUGAAAAGGAGACGAAUAAAAACUCAGUCAAGGACAAUAACAAAAUCAACAAAAUCCUCAUGACGCCAAAGAACUCACUACGACAAGUAAAUGAUUCAAGGCGGCAGAUAUCUACUCUGAGUGGCCAGUUCCGUCAGUCCCUGGAUUCUCUGAUGAAGGCCCUGUCUCUCUGUCAGCCCUUCUUCAUACGUUGCUUCAAACCAAAUGACAAAAAGAUGCCCAUGGUUUUUAAUAGAGAGCUCUGCAUGCAGCAGCUUCGCUACUCUGGAAUGCUGGAGACCAUUAAAAUACGCAAGUCGGGAUAUCCCAUCCGGCACACCUUCAAAGACUUCCUGCAGCGCUACCGUGUGCUCCUGAAGACUGUGCACUGUGACCCAAACACUGAGCCUGCUGCAAACUGCUGUGCAGCCAUCUGCAGGGCUAUGAUCAAAGACGAAGAGGACUGGAAGAUUGGCAAAACCAAAGUCUUUCUCAGGGAUCAUCAUGACUCCUUCCUAGAACUGGAGAGAGAGCAAGAGCUUUACAGCAAGGCACUUAUCAUCCAAAGAGUAAUGCUUGCCCAUAAGGACAGAGCAAAUUUUGUAAAGAAGAGGAGGGCAGCUCUGGUUUUGCAGAAAAACUGGCGUGGCCACAGAGACAGAAGAGACUUUUGCAAACUCAAGCAAGGAUUUGCUCGGCUGCAGGCAAAAGUGCGCAGUCGGCAGCUCCAUACGGAGUAUAUGCGCAGACGGGCUGCAGCCAUCACUCUGCAAACACAGACCCGUGGCUACCUCGCGAGGAAAGACCUGAAACGCAAAAAGGAUGCAGUGAUACUGCUGCAGGCACAGACCAGAGGACUGCUGGCCAGGAAGACCCUCAAGAGAAUGAAAACAGAUGCAUUUUUGACUGCACAAGAAAAAGAGGCUCAGGAACGUACAGCACUAGCGCUUCAGCAACACCUAGAGGAGCUGCUCAGAAAAAACGAGGAAGCUGGCAAAUCCCAGGAUAAGGAUGAUGAGGAAAUGGUGGAGAAUAUCUUUGGCUUCCUUCCAAGUGCAAUAGUAGGACAAGAGGGCCCAGCUCCUGAGGGGUUUGAGGAUUUGGAGGCCGAGCCGGUGAAGUUAGAAGAGGUUGAAUUAGUAGAGAGCCCUGUAAGGGAGAGGAAGAAAGAGAAGGAGAAGGAGAACGAUGAGUUCUCUUUCUCUAAAUUUGCUUCUUUACACUUCCAAGGAUCAUCUACUCUCUCACAUAUCCAACAGAGAUUACGACAGCCCCUGCUCUACCAUGAAGAUGAAGGGGAUGCCCUGGCUUGUUUGACAGUAUGGUGGAUCAUACUGAGGUUUAUGGGAGAUCUUCCAGAGCCGAAGCAAGAACGUGUUUCUGCUAUACCUGACCCCAUUCAGAUGAACCUUGGUGAGAGACAAGCACGGCGACUCAGUAACCUUGUUGGAUUAGAUCAGAAAUUUUUGAGAAAAAAAAUUAAGCAACAGAAGGGGACAGGGAAGAAAAAACACUCAGCCAUUCCUGAAGAAGAGCCAGAAGAAGAACCACAACCUAAAAUGCAGGCUGUUCAGGAGGAAGAGGAUGUGCUGUUUGGAGAGAGAGCAACUUAUGAUCGUCCAAUGACACCACUGGAGAAAUUGCAUAUUAUUGUAGGAUAUGCUAUCGUACGACAAGAUAUAAGAGAUGAAAUCUACUGUCAGAUCCUUAAGCAGUUAACAGCCAAUAAGAACCCCAAAAGUACAAACAGAGGCUGGGUUCUUUUGUCCAUCUGUCUGGGUAUUUUCCCCCCGACGGAUCGCCUCAGUAAGUACCUGCAGAGCUUCAUAUGUUAUGGGCCAAGUGAGUACUCCUCCUACUGUUCAGAGCGACUGCGGAGGACUUUAGCCAAUGGAGAAAGAAGUGAGCCACCAUGCUGGGUUGAACUACAGUCUGUAGAGAACAAGAAGCCCAUUACAGUAGUUGUGAGUCUGAUGGACGGCAAAAGCAUCACUUUCACUGUGGAUUCAGCCAGCACUUCUGCAGAGGUGUGCAAUUCGAUUAUCCAGAAAAUAAACCUGCAGGACACUUACGGCUUCUCCCUGUAUGUUGCAAUGUAUGAGAAGAUUUGGUCUCUUGGCAGUGGCAGUCAGCACGUCUUGGACACCGUGUCUAUUUGUGAGCAGGAUGAAAAGAGGCAGGGGAGAGAGGAACAACAUGCUCCUUGGCGUUUCUACUUCCGCAAAGAGAUCUUCACUCCAUGGCACGACUGUUCAUCUGACCAAGUCAGCACAGAGCUCAUCUAUAGGCAGAUCAUCCACGGACUCAAAAGUGGUGAUUAUCAGUCUGAUAAGGAGGAUGAUUAUGUGCAGCUCGCGGCCAAACAUUACUAUGUACAGCAUGGCUCUGAAAGCAGUAUGGAAACCGCAGAGAAGAUUGUUCGUGAGUGCAUGAACAUGACUUUAAUUGAGAGCAAGUCUGUGGUCAAGCUAAUGCAGAUGAUUCAUUCUGCACACACACAGGGUCCUUACAUAAACUCUACUAAACCUGCCUAUGAAGUGAAAGCGGAAACUGUUGAAUAUGCACGGGAGAAGUGGCCAAUUUAUUUCUCCAAGUUCUAUGAGGCUCAAAUUGUUUCAGGUCCCUCAGUGCCUCAAGACCAGUUUGUAGUUGUUGUGAACUGGAAGGGAGUCUUCUUUCAGGAUGUGACAGAAGCCGCAUUUCUACAGCUCUCUUAUCCUGAGGUGUCAAGUAUUGAGAUGAGUGAGGAAAAGUCUGGUGGGAUUGUGUGCUUGAUGACUCCAAAGGGGAUGUAUGAGCUGAAGGCUGUGAAGGGAAGAGAAUUAGUGGAGUUGGUCAGCAUGUUCAUCUCAGGGCUUAAGAAGAGAUCAGUGUAUGCUGUGGCAAUACAGGACCUUAGCAGACAAGGGGAUCCCACAUUGCUGAGCUACAGAAGGGGUGAUGUACUGUUUAUCAUAAAGGAUGGGGAGUAUUCUUCUGAAGGCUGGAUCAAAGCAAGGAAUGAGAGGACAAAUCAAAUCGGAGCAGUUUCCUUAGAUGCCAUUCGGAUUUUGCCGAUGUUGACCAGGCCUACAGAAGAAACACUGAAUUUGCUGAAUUUGACCCCAGCGCGAAGAAAGUCAGUGAUGCCGGUGUUGCCACAGAAGGAGGAGCUCAGCACAGAGAAAGUUGCAGUUGUGACGCUCAAGGAGUUCUCUUUUGAUUAUUUCAGGGAGUCAAAAGAAGGUGGCCGUGGCAAAGGAGGGGCCAAAGAGAAACUGUGGGCCAACAGCAAAGAGCCUCUAAAACAGCCGCUGCUCAGGAGCCUGCAGGGCAACUCUGAGCUCUGCCACCUCGCUUCUGACUGCUUCACAGCUAUCCUUAAAUAUAUGGGAGAUUAUCCAGUCAAGCAUGUGCGGACACCCAUUGAUUUAACAAACCAGAUCUUUGGGCCAGCAACAGCACACGUGGAACUAAGAGAUGAGAUCUACUGCCAAAUAAUGAAGCAGAUGACUAAUAACAGCCAUGGGUUGAGUAUGGAGCGAGGUUGGCAGCUUUUGUGGCUGUGUUGUGGUCUCUUUCCACCAAGUCAGUUGCUACUGAGAUAUGCUCAACGUUUUCUGGAGUCCAGACCCAGAGAGCCUCUGGCCUCCACCUGCCUGCAGAGGAUGCAAGCUAUGCUCAGUAUCGAGGAAAGGAAGUUGCCUCCUCACCAGGUGGAAGUGGACGCCAUUCAGAAUAACAGCACUCAGAUCUUCCAUAAAGUUCAUUUUCCCAACGAUACAUCUGAAAUAUUUGAGGUGACUACCACCACGAGGAUAAAAGACUUAUGCCGCAACAUUGCCAAAGAGCUCCGGCUCUCCUCAUCAGAUGGAUACAGUCUGUUUGUUAAAACAUCCACGAAGGUAGUAAGUAUGGAUUCUAAAGAGUACUUUUUUGACAACCUCAGGCAACUCACAGAUGUCGUCAAGAAAGGAAAAAAAGUCAAGGAGGCUGCUCCAGCUAUUGUCCCUUACCUGGUGCUCUUCAUGAGGAAGCUCUGGUUUAAUGUGAUCUCAGGAAAAGACCUAACUGCUGACCUAACCUUCCACUUUCCCCAGGAAUUGCCGAAAUAUUUGCGGGGUUACCAUAGUGUAUCUAAAGAGGACAUGAUCAGUCUGGCAGGACUGCUGUUCCGUAUUCAGGUUGAUACGGAUAAAUCACAGUUUGUCAUGAUCCCUAGAAUGCUGAAAGAUCUGGUACCAGCUGAUCAGCAGAGGAUCAUGACUGCUGAUGACUUGAAAAAGCACAUUAUCAACGCGUACAACAAGCAGGCAGGCAUAACUGUAGAUGAAGCCAAACUCCAGUUCCUGAAGACGAUCUCACAGUGGCCUACCUUCGGAUGUGUUUUCUUCGAAGUAAAGCAAACCUCAGAGAAGAGUUACCCCAGUGUUAUUACGCUAUCAGUCAGCAAGCAAGGAGUUAGUAUCAUCAACCCUAAGACAAAGGAGGUGCUUGCGAUGCAUCUGUUCAGUAAGAUCACUUCCUGGUCUAGCGGAAACACCUAUUUUCACUUGACCAUCGGCAGCCUGGUGCAGGGCAACACUCUGCUCUGUGAGACUUCUAUGGGUUAUAGAAUAAGUGAUCUCCUGUCCUCUUACAAGGACAUGUAUCUGAAUGAGAUACCAAAAGUGCGGAAAUCGAGGAGGAUCAAAAUGUAG
Messenger RNA from Sinocyclocheilus rhinocerous, 6423 nucleotides. Its product is annotated as unconventional myosin-VIIa-like. The coding region runs from base 1 to 6423 and encodes 2140 amino acids. NCBI's taxonomy places the organism in Eukaryota, Metazoa, Chordata, Actinopteri, Cypriniformes, Cyprinidae. The transcript has 48 exons. The record is from RefSeq and is a predicted model, not a curated record. Gene Ontology annotation, cellular component: myosin complex; cytoskeleton. Gene Ontology annotation, molecular function: cytoskeletal motor activity; ATP binding; protein binding.